Messenger RNA from Medioppia subpectinata, 909 nucleotides. Lineage: Eukaryota; Metazoa; Arthropoda; Arachnida; Sarcoptiformes; Oppiidae. The record is from the annotation of a GenBank genome assembly.
AUUGGCGUCGAGUUUAUAGUGAAUGACAUCUCGUAUACGGUUUACGCCAACAGAGAAGUCAUUGUCUCCGGCGGGCCAAUAAAUAGUCCACAAUUACUAAUGUUAUCGGGUUUGGGACACAAACAACAUUUGAAAAGUUUCAAUAUUCCAGUUGUAUUGGAUCUACCCGUUGGUGACAAUUACCAGAAUCAACCAUCGGUUGGCUUAGGCUUCCCAUUAAAAUCUAAUUACAGUUCCUUCUCUACCAAUCCACAAUUAAAUGUGGAGCAAUUAAGCCAACUAUAUUAUCAACAAUCGGGCAUGCUAGGUCAGACAAACAAUUUGUUUUUAUAUAAUAGCACUAGCACGGUGCGCAAUAAACAAUGGCCAAACAUUCAAUAUUCGUUUACUCUGCAUAGUAACACGAUUAAUGUUUACGCAAUUUUAGUAAGAUUUAAAAGCGUGGGCACAAUUAGACUACAAUCGACCAGUCCGUACGUAUCACCAAUUAUUGAUCCAAAUUGUUUGUCCUACCAUGGUGAUGCCCAGGCACUAUUAGAAGCGUUAACAUUUGCAUUUUAUAUGUUCGAACAGUCGGCAAUAACACAGUAUAUUGAAAUAUCUGACUUAUUUGCACCCAUAGGCUGUCCGGUGUGUCCGGGAAAGUAUGCCUACGAGUGUGUCGAGGGUUUGCAGUGUUAUUUAAACUAUAAUACACAUACUGCAUAUCACCCUGGUGGUAGUUGCCGAAUGGGAGCCAUAGAGAGGCCGGACGUUGUGGUCGACCCCCAGUUGAAGGUUAAGGGUAUUAAAAACCUUCGGGUUUGCGAUUCAUCGGUAUUCCCAGUGCUUCCCAACGCUAACACCGCGUCGGCCUCUAUUGUGGUUGGCUAUAAAUGUGCCCAAUAUAUUAUUGACCAAUAUCAGCUU